AUGUUCCGGAACGCCCUCCGACAGAGCACCCGCGCCGUCGGCGCCCUCUCUGCCUCGAGCAGAGUGGCUGCACGAAAUGCCGCACCCACCGUCUCUGCCUUCCAGGCCCGCACAUACGCCGAAGCGAAGGCCUCCCCGACCGAGGUGUCGUCCAUCCUCGAGCAGAGGAUCCGCGGUGUCCAGGAGGAGUCCGGUCUCGCCGAGACUGGUCGCGUCCUGUCCGUCGGUGAUGGUAUCGCCCGUGUGCACGGCAUGGCCAACGUCCAGGCUGAGGAGCUUGUCGAGUUCGCCUCUGGCGUCAAGGGCAUGUGCAUGAACCUCGAGGCCGGCCAAGUCGGUGUCGUGCUUUUCGGUUCUGAUCGUCUCGUCAAGGAAGGCGAGACCGUCAAGCGUACCGGUCAGAUUGUCGACGUUCCCGUCGGCGCUGAGCUGCUCGGCCGUGUCGUCGAUGCUCUCGGCAACCCCAUCGACGGCAAGGGUCCCAUCAACACCAAGGAGAGGCGUCGUGCCCAGCUCAAGGCCCCCGGCAUUCUUCCCCGGAAGUCCGUCAACCAGCCCGUGCAGACCGGUCUCAAGUCCGUCGACGCCAUGGUUCCCAUCGGCCGUGGUCAGCGUGAGUUGAUCAUUGGUGACCGUCAGACCGGCAAGACCGCCGUCGCUCUCGACACCAUCCUCAACCAGAAGCGCUGGAACAACGGCAGCGACGAGACCAAGAAGCUCUACUGUGUCUACGUCGCCGUCGGCCAGAAGCGUUCGACCGUUGCUCAGCUCGUCAAGACCCUGGAGGAGAACGAUGCGAUGAAGUACUCCGUCGUUGUCGCCGCUACUGCCUCUGAGGCCGCGCCUCUCCAGUACCUGGCUCCUUUCACCGGUGCCUCGGUCAGUGAAUGGUUCCGUGACACUGGAAAGCACUCUCUGGUCAUCUACGACGAUCUUUCGAAGCAGGCCGUCGCGUACCGUCAAAUGUCCCUGCUUCUGCGUCGUCCCCCCGGACGUGAGGCUUACCCCGGUGACGUCUUCUACCUCCACUCGCGUCUGCUGGAGCGUGCGGCCAAGAUGAACGACAAGCUCGGCGGUGGUUCCAUGACCGCUCUGCCCAUCAUCGAGACCCAGGGUGGUGAUGUGUCCGCCUACAUUCCCACCAACGUCAUUUCCAUUACCGACGGCCAGAUCUUCUUGGAGGCUGAGCUCUUCUACAAGGGUGUGCGCCCGGCUAUCAACGUCGGUCUGUCCGUGUCUCGUGUCGGUUCCGCUGCGCAGCUCAAGGCCAUGAAGCAAGUCGCUGGUUCGCUCAAGCUCUUCUUGGCCCAGUACCGUGAGGUCGCUGCCUUCGCCCAGUUCGGUUCCGACCUUGAUGCUGCUACCAAGCAGACCCUCGCCCGUGGUGAGCGGUUGACCGAGCUCCUGAAGCAGAAGCAGUACGCCCCCUACGCCGUCAACGAGAUGGUUCCCAUCAUCUACGCCGGUGUCAACGGUUACCUCGACUCUGUCCCCGUCGACAAGAUCCUCCAGUGGGAGUCUGACUUCCUUGCCCACCUCAAGACCAACGAGGCCGAUGUCCUCGCUACCAUUGACAAGGAGGGCGCCAUCAGCAAGGAGCUCGAGGCCAAGCUCAAGGAGAUCGUUCCCAACUUCAUCAAGAGCUUCUUGGGUUAA
This is a messenger RNA of Dichotomopilus funicola, 1656 nucleotides long. RefSeq names its product P-loop containing nucleoside triphosphate hydrolase protein. Gene Ontology annotation, biological process: proton transmembrane transport; proton motive force-driven ATP synthesis. Gene Ontology annotation, molecular function: proton-transporting ATP synthase activity, rotational mechanism; ATP binding; ADP binding. Bases 1 to 1656 code for a protein of 551 amino acids. The transcript is spliced from 7 exons. The record is from RefSeq and is a predicted model, not a curated record. Lineage: Eukaryota; Fungi; Ascomycota; Sordariomycetes; Sordariales; Chaetomiaceae.